ACCCUACGAAUAGAAACACCGAAACUUCGCAAAUUUUAGAUGUAAAAAACCUCCAAAUUUUCAUCGACAGUUCUGGCCAGUGAAAAUCUAAGAAAUACGCAAGUGAAAUUGUGGCAGUUUUUCCUUUUUUCUUAAUCAUUUCUGGUUUUUAUAAAUUAUAAAUCUGUCCUUAAUUUGUCGUGCACAUACUCUGCCGUUCCCUAAACUUUAUUUAAAGAAAAAGUUUAUAAAUAUCUCUCUUUUGAAACAAAUGAUAAAUACUUGCAGGAAAUUAUGCUGAUCUGUAUGUAGCUAUAUUAGAUGGUCCUUGAUGCAGGGGAGGAUGUAAUGAGUGUGGGGGAGAAUAUAAAGCUGAUGUUGCCGUUCACUCCGCCAAUAGUGAAACGGCUACUGGGUUGGAGAAAAACUGAUUUCAAAUCUGAUCUUGAAGAGAGAUGGUCCGAGAAAGCGGUCAAAAGUCUUGUUAAAAAACUCAAGAAAAAUGGUAAUUUUUGUUUUUGUUUAGUGAGUCAGAAGAAAGGACUUCCUCACGUGAUAUACUGCAGAUUGUGGCGCUAUCCAGAACUUAGUUCACACCACGAACUCAAACCUGUUGAAAACUCAAAAUCAGAAAAUCAAAAAAUUAACAUUGAUGUAAAAAUUUUAAUUGAUCAAUCAUUGCAGGUCGACCAACCCGUGCUUCCACCCGUCCUUGUUCCUAAACAUUACCAGGGGGAGAUACCCACUACACUACCUGAACUACCUAGUCUUGAUCAACCAGGGUUGUGUUUAACCUGCCCCGACUCCUCAACAUUUCCCAUGAACGAGACACCACCCCCAGGUUAUAUAACAGACGAUGGAGAGGGUAUUGGUAGUCCUGGGAGUACAACAAGCGAUUUUUCCUCCCCCGGAAUGCGGGGAACCCCCUCCCCGCCCCUGGAAUCAGAACCGGUUAUGUACUGCGAACCUGCUUUCUGGUGCAGUAUAUCCUAUUACGAGCUCAGUACAAGAGUUGGAGAAACCUUCCAUGCCUCCCAACCCAGUAUAACAGUUGACGGGUUUACAGAUCCUAGCAAUGCAGACAGGUCAGUCAUUCAUGGAAUUAUUCAUCCUUUCAUUCAUGACACUCAUGCGUGCAUCCUUUUAUUCCUUCAUCCAGGUGUGAGAUUGUACUAUAUUGGUGGUGAGGUGUUUGCCGAGUGUCAAUCUGAAUCCUCCAUCUUCGUUCAGUCUCCUAACUGUAAUCAAAGAUAUGGUUGGCACCCCGCAACCGUUUGUAAAAUACCUCCAGGUUGUAACCUGAAGAUUUUCAACAACCAGGAGUUUGCGAGCCUUCUCUCCCAGAGCGUAAACCAGGGGUUUGAGGCUGUCUACUCACUCACGAGAAUGUGCACUAUCAGGAUGUCCUUUGUUAAGGGUUGGGGUGCAGAGUACAGACGUCAAACAGUGACCUCAACACCCUGCUGGAUAGAACUUCAUUUAAACGGUCCUUUACAGUGGUUAGAUAGGGUUCUUACACAGAUGGGUUCCCCUGCUCUAAGAUGCAGUUCAAUGAGCUAAAAAGUUCAAAGAGUACAAAACUUUCUAAUCCUUGAUUUAUCUCAAGAAAUCAAGAUGGCGGAUCCACUCCUAGAAGGAGGGACAUGGUCAAAUAUGACGGGUAUAAGAGAAAGCAUGUGGUUAACUUGCAAACCAUGGACCAAACUUACAGCUGAACACAACAAGUAUAAAGUGUACAAUACACAGUUUUAAUUUAUCCCAGUGACAUAUUCCGGUUUAUAAUAGCUCGCGCAUUUCGUCGCCGUUUCUAGUGAAAAUUUAAGAAAUCUUUGAAAAAGUAAUACAUAGUACAUACGCCUGUUCAAACAAACUAUAGAGUACACACGCCUGUUCAACCGAACUUAAUAGUACACACACGAUGUUCUACAGAACUACGGCAUCGUUUUCCACGUGCUUCUUCUAGCUUAAUAAUGUAGAUAGUGCUAAUUACAUAUAUUUGCGAGUGGUUGUAAGUUUUUUUUUUACCAGUCCUUAAUUUCAGUAAGAAACAGUAAUUAAUUCCUGUUUUAACUUUAAAAAUGUUUAUAUGAAACUUUCUGCUCAAAAAUGUUAAAAUGUCGACUCAGGAUUAUGAAUCAGAAAAUCAAAAUAUUCAGCUUGCCAACAGAGCUUUUAUUUAUGUUUAUUUUUAAAAAUAUCUUCUGGCAUUCUAAAGUACGCUAUAUAAAGUGUACAUUGUACAUUAUGUUUUCGUACAUAAGUUAUUGCCAGUAGCACAUGACAAACCAUUAAAGAAUUGUAUUCUUUUUUUCUUCCACCCCCUACCCCUAUAUUUUUAAAGCUAAUUUUCAAAGAAAAUUUUAAAUAUCAUCUGUAAGAUGCAAAAAACUUGAGAUGCAAAAUUUCCCCCAACUGUAUUCAGUGAAGAAAAAAUCAACAUUAAUUCAUAUAUGAAAAAAUUCAUGCAUACUGACUUACCCAUUUAAAAUUUAUUUUACAAUUUUUCAUUUUGUGAAAAUGUGUAAACUUGUUUUUUGUUGUUGUUUUACUCUAAAUUUUGUAAACUUGAUUGAGAAGAGAAAAUCCGUGCAAAUUAAGGUCAGAAUUUUUUAAAAAGUUUUAUUAAAAUUCCCUCUAUUAAUAGGAUGCUAAUUACUAAACCAUUGACGAAGAAAGCUCUCAAUUUUACCACAGUUAAGCAGAAGUGACAAAAUGAAAUAUUUGAUCGAGGGUUUAUCAACAAAAAAUUUGAGCUAGGGACAUCUGAUUGAAGAGACACUAGAUUGAUAAAAGGGUCACUAGAUUGAUAAAAGGGACACUAGAUUGAAAAAAGGGACACUAGAUUGAUAAAAGGGUCACUAGAUUGAUAAAAGGGACACUAGAUUGAUAAAAGGGUCACUAGAUUGAUAACAGGGUCACUAGAUUGACAAAAGGGACACUAGAUUGAUAACAGGGUCACUAGAUUGAUAAAAGGAACACUAGAUUGAUAAAAGGGACACUAGAUUGGUAACAGGGACAUAGGAUAUUGAUAUAAAUAAGAUGAUAUUAAGGGACUCUAGAUUGAUAUAAGAUGCUUUAAGGUAAAAUAGAUUGAUAAAAGAAACACUAGAGUGAUAUAAGAUGAUAUUACGGGACACUAGAGUGAUAUAAAGGACACUAGACUGAAAUAAGAUAAUAUUACGGGACACUAGACUGAUAUAGGAUGUUUUUAGGGGCACUAGAUUGAUAAAAUGAAUACUUGCUCAAUGAAAAGGACACAAGAUCGGUAUGGGACACUCCAUUGAUAUUCACGGACACUACAUUGAUAUUAACGGACACUACAUUGAUAUUAAAGGUCACUACAUUGAUUAACGGACACUACAUUGAUAUUAACGAACACUACAUUGAUAUUAACGGUCACUACAUUGAUAUUAACGGACACUACAUUGAUAUUGACGGACACUACAUUGAUUGAGGGACACUACAUCGAUAUUAACGGACACUACAUUGAUAUUACCGGUCACUACAUUGAUCGACGGACACUAAAUUGAUAAAGGGAAUAAAGUUGACCGUAGAGAGUAGAGACCCAAGAUUGGAUUUAAUGAUUAAUAGAUUUAGAAAAAUGACUCAUAUUAAUAGAAUGGAAACCUAGUUUGCUAGCAAACUCUUCAGAUUAAUCGCUAGGGGAAUUAUGUUAUCAUACCCUCUGUACAUUGUACAGUAUUCGUACACAGUACAAUAAAACAAACUCGUUUUUGGUGUGCUCUUAACUUGGAUUCUUUUAGUUGAUAAUAACAAACCACUGUUUCCACUUUUUCACUUGCUUCAUUUAUAGACUGUACAAUGUACACAGCACACUCCAGUACACGGUACAUUGUACGGUCUACACUUUACAGUACUCAGUACAUAUUGUUAAGUAUAAACAGAUUUAGGGUUUACCCUGAAUUAUUCAGAAUUUAGUCACUGUACAAUUUAAACAGAUUCAUUUGAAGUAUUCGUCCAAGGGUGGGACUAAACAUGAUCUUCUUAAUUAGAAAAAUUAUUGAUCACCCCCUUUGUGCACCUACGUGAGGAAGUAAAAACUCUCCAUGACAAGUAUUUUAAAAAGACUAAAAUAGUUUUGUAGAUUUGUAUUUGAAGGACUUAAACUUGGAAAUUAUAGAAGUAAAAAAAAUAAAGAUUAGCAUGGAGAAUUUUUCCUUCCUCCUUUAUCCCAGUGUUGUUAAACUAUGUCAAGAUUGUAAACAAUGAAACCGGUUUUUUAUACCUCGAAACUAAAAUGUAAACAUUGAAACCGGUUUUUUAUACCUCGAAACUAACUCUAGACAGCUCGCACCCAGCCUUGUAAAAAAAGAUUCAAAGAGAAAAAUAUUUCUGAAUUUAAUUCAUAAAAAUAUUUUUAAGGUUGGUUUGUUUAUAAAACUUGUUUAUUUGAUUUUUUUUACUUUUUCUCUCUCUGCUCCAUAUUUGCAAAUUGCUUUGAAUGAAUGAUAGUUUCUAGAGAUUAUUUUGUACGAGAUUUUUUUUCAUAUUUCUUAAUCAACGAGUUUUCACACCCCCCCCUCCCCUCAAAAAAAAUCUUAUUUGUAUAAAUUAUUUACUUAAUCGAACAAUAUUUUUUUUUAUAAGAAAUAAAUUUAAAUGGAUCAAUUUUUACGUAAAUUAAAACCCGACCAGUUCUUGUAAAAUGUGAUACUUGGUUUCUCUAAAUUUGAUAAUAUUUAUAACAGAUAAAUGUACUCUGUAUACUUUUACUGAAAGGGAGUGUCUGGCUAGACAUGCUAGUUGAGCUGAGAGAGCAGUAUUGUAGAGAUUUUUUAGAAAUAAUUUGAGACGCUUGUACAAUGUAAAAUUGCUAAGAAAGAGCGCAAAAUCGGUCUUUAAAAUCUUCCUGGUGCUCGCCCACAGGCAGGUGGUGACGCGGCUCACCAUACUGCUCUCUCACCUCAACUACCAUGUAUAGACAGACACUCCCUUCAAAUGUUAAUUAUCUUAAAUUAUUAUGCAAGUAACUGAUUUAAUAUUUGAUGAAUGGGUAAAUGAUGUGAUUGAGAACAAGAUAAUUACAUGAGAAAUGAUCCCAGUGUAUUGAAUGUAAGAAUGUAAAGGCAGCUUCGACAAAUAUAAAAAUACUGAAACAAA
Molecule: messenger RNA, 5100 nt
Organism: Eurytemora carolleeae
Lineage: Eukaryota; Metazoa; Arthropoda; Copepoda; Calanoida; Temoridae
Product: mothers against decapentaplegic homolog 3
Exons: 15
Coding region: 301-1539 (412 amino acids)
Biological process (GO): SMAD protein signal transduction; BMP signaling pathway; cell differentiation
Cellular component (GO): heteromeric SMAD protein complex
Molecular function (GO): DNA-binding transcription factor activity, RNA polymerase II-specific; RNA polymerase II cis-regulatory region sequence-specific DNA binding; I-SMAD binding
Source: RefSeq, a predicted model, not a curated record